Aureobasidium namibiae CBS 147.97 is the source of this 2052-nucleotide messenger RNA. Its product is annotated as acetyl-CoA synthetase-like protein. NCBI's taxonomy places the organism in Eukaryota, Fungi, Ascomycota, Dothideomycetes, Dothideales, Saccotheciaceae. Bases 1 to 2052 code for a protein of 683 amino acids. The record is from RefSeq and is a predicted model, not a curated record. The transcript has 2 exons.
AUGUCGAACACACACCCUCAAGAUGCAGCGCACGCCGCUUCGCUCGACGCGCCAGAAACCUUUUGGUCACACGAAGCCAAACAACUGAGCUGGGCUGUACCUCCAAAGACCAUCAUCGAGAGGACCACCAAAACCCUGCAAUCCGGCACGAAACACCAACACUGGAAAUGGUUUCCAGACGGCGAGAUAUCGACCUCAUACAAUUGCGUUGAUCGACACGUUGAUGCUGGCAACGGACAGCGUACAGCAAUAAUUUGGGACUCACCCGUGACGAACACCCAAGAGAAGAUCAGCUAUGCCCAGCUCGCAGAAGAGGUCGCAACACUCGCUGGUGUCUUGCGCGAAGAGGGGGUAAAGAAAGGAGACGUGGUUCUGAUAUACAUGCCUCAAAUACCUGCUGCCCUCGUCGGCAUUCUUGCCACCGCUAGGCUUGGUGCUAUCCAUGCGGUCGUCUUUGGUGGAUUCUCGGCACCGAGUCUGGCACAGCGCAUUGACGCGUCGAAGCCUCGUGUGAUCCUCACUGCCAGUUGUGGCAUUGAAGGUGCCAAAGGGCCGUUGCCGUACCAACCCCUGGUACGCGGUGCUGUCGAGCAGUCCAAGCACAAGCCGAGCAAGACCAUCAUAUGGCAGCGUGAACAGAGUCGAUGGGACCCUGUCAUCAAGGAAGACGGCGAACGCAAUUGGCAACGACUAGUCAAAAGUGCCAGGAACCGUGGCCUCAAGGCCGAGAACGUCCCGGUCAAGAGCAACGAUGGACUAUAUAUCAUCUACACAAGUGGUACCACGGGAGCUCCGAAAGGAGUAUUGCGCGAAGCAGGUGGUCAUGCAGUUGGCUUGAACUGCAGCAUGCGCUACUUGUUCGGUAUCCAGGCUGGCGAUGUCAUGUUCUGCGCAUCUGACAUUGGCUGGGUGGUUGGUCACUCCUUCAUCUGCUACGCACCACUACUGGCAGGCGCGACCACAGUUUUGUUUGAAGGCAAGCCUAUCGGUACACCAGACGCUGGCACUUUCUGGCGAUGUAUUGAACAGCACAAGGUGAAUGUAAUGUUCACUGCACCAACGGCCUUGCGAGCUAUUCGUCGUGAAGAUGGACAGCACAAGUUCUUCAUCGAAAGAGGCGAGAGGAAUGGCAUAAGGUCACUGCGAGCGCUGUUCUUGGCUGGUGAACGCAGCGAACCAGCUGUCGUCAACGAUUAUACCAAGUUGCUACAAAAGUAUGGUUCCCCUGGGGCUGCAGUUGUGGACAACUGGUGGUCUUCCGAAUCAGGUUCACCAAUGACAGGAUUGGCACAACUGCCCAGUUCAUGGCAUGAUGGUGGUAGCGAUAAGCAGAUCAGGCCUCUGGAGACAAGACCAGGCAGUGCAGGAAAGCCAAUGCCUGGUUUCGACAUCAGAGUUGUAGAUGACGAUGGUAACGAGGUCCCAAAAGGAAAGACUGGCAACAUUGUUCUUGGCAUGCCGCUCGCACCUAGCGGAUUCACGACACUUUGGAAGGACGAGAAGCGUUUCUACAACGGAUACAUGCUGCGUUUCGAGGGCAAGUGGCUUGACACGGGCGAUGCUGGUAUCAUUGAUAAGGACGGCUAUGUUCAUAUCCAUGGUCGUUCCGAUGAUAUGAUCAACGUUGCUGCACAUAGGUUGAGCACUGCCACUCUGGAGCAAGCCAUCUCCUCACACCCUUCAAUUACAGACAACUGUGUCAUCCCCGCGCCAGACCCUCUGAAAGGACACGUACCCUUCGCAUUCGUGGCUCUCUCGUCCUCGGCAGCACCAAUCCCCGAAAGCGAAUUGCUCUCUGCCAUCAACUCGCGCGUCAGAGCAGCUGUUGGACCCAUCGCUACACUGGGAGGCGUAAUAAUCGCACAAGGAGUCAUUCCUCGCACAAGAAGUGGAAAGACUCUACGCAGAGUGUUGAAGCAAAUGGUAGAAGAUGCGAGCGAAGGCAAUUUCGACAAGGAGGUCGAAGUGCCAGCGACGAUUGAAGAUGUUGAAGUUGUUGAGAGGGCGAGGAAGGUGAUCAAGACUUAUUUCAGCAGGAAGAGCAAGUUGUGA